Messenger RNA from Schistocerca gregaria, 1994 nucleotides. It is a transcript of the gene Urod, whose product is annotated as uroporphyrinogen decarboxylase. Bases 732 to 1790 code for a protein of 352 amino acids. Lineage: Eukaryota; Metazoa; Arthropoda; Insecta; Orthoptera; Acrididae. The transcript has 2 exons. Gene Ontology annotation, molecular function: uroporphyrinogen decarboxylase activity. Gene Ontology annotation, cellular component: cytosol. The record is from RefSeq and is a predicted model, not a curated record. Gene Ontology annotation, biological process: heme biosynthetic process.
CGCGAGUGUGAGUCAGCUUACCGGUAUUGGCUACAACACCCUGCGAUAUUCGGUCGAAAUACCGACAAGCAACGGCACUGUUCCAAAAUUGCGGCUAAUGUUGGUUCCAAUGCUAUUUCAUCGACCCACACAUCAGUCCAAAAGUGUGAGCGCCAAUGUUUGCCCCCUUAUGUGGACACUGCCUAACCGCACUGUGUUCGUCCAGAUCUCAUUUUUAAAUAAUUAGUUUUUUAAAUAUUAUUGUAGUCCUGUGAAGGUCUGUUGAUGUUCUACUUCACUGCUCGCUUUUCGCAAGCUUUUCCCAAGUUGUAUUUCUCAAUCGGACUUAGUUUGUCCUUCGUACUAAAACACGUGGCGUUUAUCACAAUUCCUUUCGAUGUCAAAACAUCCCUACUUCCCCUCCACCAUCAUCACAAACGUCAUUGCCACUUGGUUGCUGUUCAUAUUUAAUUUAUAUCUCUGUUGUUCAGUACGUCAGAGUCCAUAUUAGUGUUGUUUACAUAAAAUAAAUGUAUUGAUCAUGACGGCUGGGAGGUAUUUUAAGCGGAAUAAUAUCGCGCUGUUAUCUUUCCCCCCUAUGUUUUUAUUGUUUUGUGUGUAGUCAUCAUGUGAAUAUUUUCCCGCUAGGUCAAAUGUGCUUUGUUUGCUAACAGCUGAAAUAUCAUCUACUACCGAAUUUCAAGAAUUUGGUGCCUAUUGUGAACGAACAGGUGUGACUUUCCAAUAUCAAAAUGAGCUUUCCAGCUUUAAAGAAUGACAGGCUUUUAAGAGCAGCUCGUGGUGAGGAAGUGGACAAGAUUCCAGUAUGGAUAAUGAGACAGGCAGGCAGAUAUCUCCCAGAAUUUCGUGAUCUUCGCCAAAAGUAUGACUUUUUCACGAUGUGUCAAACCCCAGCUCUAGCAGCAGAAGUGUCUAUUCAACCUAUACAGAGAUUUGAUCUUGAUGCAUGCAUAAUAUUUUCUGAUAUCUUGGUAAUUCCUCAAGCUUUAGGAGCGCAUGUUGAAAUGAAACCUAGUGUGGGCCCCGUUUUGGAACCUCUGGUUGAACCCGAAGACAUUACCAAACUUGAAGUGCCAGUUAAUGUAAAUGAGAAACUUGGCUAUGUUGCAGAAGCAAUCACACUGACGCGUCACAAGUUAGAAGGAAAAGUUCCUCUUAUCGGAUUUUCUGGGGCCCCUUGGACUUUGAUGGCAUACAUGAUUGAAGGUGGUGGAUCAAAGACACUUUCAAAGGCAAAAGCAUGGUUAUAUAAAUAUCCAGAUGCCAGCAAGAAAUUAUUAACUAUCUUAACUGAUGCUGUUGUUGAUUAUAUGAUAAUGCAGGCUGCUGCUGGUGCUCAGUUGUUGCAACUCUUUGAAUCAAAUGCUGAAUACCUAGGUCCUGAUCUGUUCUGCAAAUUUGCUCUUCCUUAUAUUCGUGAUAUCUGUAAAAGAGUGAAAACUGGCUGUGCUAGUGUUGGUGUAGGCAACAUUCCAAUGACAAUUUUUGCUAAAGGUGCACAUUAUGCUCUGGAGGAGCUUUCUGGAAGUGGUUAUGAUGUGGUAGGUAUCGACUGGACUGUAGAUCCCACAGAGGCAAGAAACAGAACAGGGGGAACUGUAACACUCCAAGGGAAUUUGGAUCCGUGUGCUCUAUAUUCCCCUCCAGAACAGCUGAAAAGUCUGGCAUCAGAAAUGGUACAAAAGUUUGGGAAGACUAAAUAUAUAGCAAAUCUUGGGCAUGGAAUAUAUCCUGAUGUUGAUCCAGCACAUGUAAAGAUUUUAAUAGAUGCGAUACAUGAUGUGAAGUAAGAACUGUCAUGGACUUAAUAUAAUUGAACUUUAAGGUGAAACUGUAUCAUACAGUUUUGUAUUUUGAAUGUUCAUUUCUUAAAAUAAAUUUACCAGAAACGUUUCUCUGAGGUCAAAAUUAAUCAAAAAAAUAGUUUAACCCUUGAGUAGGUGCGGCUGUGUAUAAAGUGUGCCCACCACAAAUAAAAUUGUUUUGCACCGUUG